UCAAGCUACGAAGUCUCGAGCGUAAGCGACCCAACAGGCUAGGGAAGAAUUAUUGGAAAGGACUUUUAGGAAGUCUUAUUCCCCGCGUUCGCGACAGCAACAAGUAUUUGCUUUAAGAUUUGAUUGGUUCAGUGAGUUUUCCGUCUUUUUGGUUUGGUUUUACCACACUCAAUGGAAAACCGCCCCAUCCCAGCAAAGUUUAAAAUUUGUUUCUAAAUAGCCUAAUUGGCCUUAAACUUCUCUAUCAAAGCGAGGCCCGCUGCACAGCCACUCAAAUGAAUAUGAGUUUAAUCUGCAUGUGAAUGAAAUCUCAUUUUCAUAUGAAAGGAUGGACAUCAAGACUCGCUUUGAGAAAGAGGUUUAAGGUAAUUCAGGAAUGGCCUAUUACUUCACCCAAAUUCCAAGUUAGCCAAUCAGAAGCCUUGCAUUGUCUACUGUCCUCGUGCUCUUAGGUGGGGCAGCUGAGAGAAGACAUAGGAGAAAUUAACUACCGUAGCUGUUAAUUUGCCUCCCUAAAAGAGCAAAGUGAAAUAUCCCUUACUUUUAUCAACUUCAAGUUGUCAUGUAGCCUUUUUACUAGCCCGUUGACACAGCCCAACCGUUCUUUUUUAGAAAGUAAUAACUUCGCUGUCCUGAUAUCACUCACCUGAUAUGGCCGGAUAUUUAGUCGAAUUUGGAUGCAUCAGAACCUAAUCGUUUCUUUCUGGUUCGCUUCGGCGGCAUAUUAGGCUCGUUUGGUCUUGCUCAAGGUAUUUUGGCCUUCAUCUCAUCCAAACAUGAACCAUAACUCGACACCAAAAACGCGUGAUCUGCUGCCAAAGCAAUGCAAUCAAAAAAAGUACGACUAUAUCUAUAACUAUUUAUCCCCUCACUCCUCAAAUGCACGCAUAUACGCGUCCGAGGAUCUAGAGUUGUUACGUUACGUUAGCCUAGACGAACUGUGAUGAUUAUCAAUAUGCUGGCAAGGGAAGCUGAAGGCGUUUUCCGCGUGACUGUUUUGCUUCGACGGCGAAACCGUGGGCGCUAGGGCGAGGCAGUGAAGGAAUUUUCGCGUCCGGAGACUCUCAGCUUGAUUACUCACCAUUCUCUUCCCAGCUCCCGGCUUCGCCGUGUUAGUUACAUUGUCCGCCGAUGAAACAAACACGCGUAAAUCUCGCCAGCUUUGGAGGCUAUUAGUUUGUAGAAGGGAUCUACUUUAUCGAUAUCAGGUAAUGUUCGGUUUGCCUUUCAGCUGUGAACUCUGUGAACACAGCUAUGGCUCUUAGUAUAUACUCUACAUUCAGUGUAGAAGACGUCGCGCGCGAGUCUCCAAACACCAUCAAGUUUCUACAGAUGCAGUUCUACACAGAUCGCCAGCUGAUGGUGGACUUGUUAAAGAGAGCUGAAAAAGCAGGCUACAAAGCUGUUCUGUUAACAGUUGACCUACCAGUCUCUGGCAGACAUAAAAAGAGAGCAAACUUUUCCCUCCCUAAGCACUUGGAAGUUGCAAAUUUCUCUUCUUUGAAAAAGAAACAAGGACUUCGAAGUAACAAGGAGUCGCAUAGCUAUCUAGCCGUUGCACGCGACAGUAGUGUUGACUGGAAGGUAUUGGAUUGGCUUUUUUCCAUCACGUCACUUCCUUUCGUUCUCAAAGGCAUAUUAACAGCUGAGGAUGCUCGUCUCGCAGUGCAGCAUAGGGCUCAAGAUAUUCUGGUGUCAGAUCACGGAGGGCGGCAGUUGGAUGGUGUCCAGGCCACUAUUGAAGUGUUACCCGAGAUAGUGGAGGCCGUACGAGGAACUGGGCUCGAAGUAUACGUGGACGGUGGCGUGAGACUGGGAACUGAUGUUCUUAAGGCCCUUGCUUUGGGGGCAAGAGCGGUGUUUGUUGGACGGCCAGUCAUCUGGGGACUUGCUUAUAAGGUAUGCAUUUGUCAGAUAUAUCUUUGAAGAAUAUUACAAGUUAUUGAUCUAAGAAACGGUUUUUAUAUUACUUGGACGAAUGAUUUCCAUCAACCAAUACAAGAAGUUGGAAGAUUUUUUAGCUUUCAUCAAGACAGAACGAAACUUAGGGGUUAUAGGACAACUCGUCAAGACAAUUUGUUCAUUUUAGUUAAAGAAAGCGAAGAAGAUACAGCGUUUGCAGCACUUCUUCUUAGAUGAA
Molecule: messenger RNA, 2140 nt
Organism: Orbicella faveolata
Lineage: Eukaryota; Metazoa; Cnidaria; Anthozoa; Scleractinia; Merulinidae
Source: RefSeq, a predicted model, not a curated record